AUGACAAAUUUUGAAACAAUCAAACAAACAUUUAUGUCUAAAAUUAAUGAACCAAAUUCCCAACGUCGUAUGGUUUUAUUUGUUGUUUGUAUAGCUCUAUUAUUAGACAAUAUGUUAUACAUGGUUAUAGUACCAAUUAUUCCGGAUUAUUUACAAAAUCUACGUGCAAUGGAUACAAAACAAAUUUAUUGGAUUAAUGCUACACAUACUAAAAGAUUAAAAGAUGAAAACUUUAUUUUAAUAAAACUAAUGGUGAUUAUAAAAUAA
This is a messenger RNA of Schistosoma mattheei, 267 nucleotides long. The record is from the annotation of a GenBank genome assembly. Lineage: Eukaryota; Metazoa; Platyhelminthes; Trematoda; Strigeidida; Schistosomatidae.